AUGGCAAGAAUCAAACAGGGCGUGUUUUCUUGGGAAGAUGUGCUGGCACAGCGGUACCAAAAUAACAAACCCUCUGCAUUACCUCGACUCAGAAAACACAGUGCUCUACCGAACCGAUCGCUUGCGCCGUCCCCGACGCAGAAACAGCCCGAUACAAGACUAGUCUGGACCGUCUCCGACAGUCUGCUGCUGAGCAAACUAUCUACCGAACUGCGUCUCAUGGUCUGGGAGAUGGUGCUCGGUGGAAUGCGCAUCCAUAUUGUGCAACGAUCGAACCGUCGAAUGAGUCAUGUGGUUUGUCCGCGCACUGCAACCUGUGAGAUCUGUCGUGGGGGACUCCCGAUCAUCAGGGAUGGAAAUACGGUGCUUAUGGCGCUUCCAUUGGUGUGUAAACAAAUAUACUGCGAAUCCAUCCAUCUUCUGUAUGCUCUCAACGUCUUCGAAUUCAGCAAUACCUGGUCCCUGACGUAUCUUCGACCUACCGUCCCCAAGGACUUAUGGGACACUAUCCGCGAAGUCGAACUCCGCUGGGCAUUCCCGGGCCAUUGGCUCCCCAGUAAAGACCCCGUCAAAUCGAUCUACUUCUCCGCCGGACGACAGCAGUGGAUCGACACGUGUCAGGCGUUGACGCGCAUGUCCGGAUUGCAGUCGUUCACCCUGCAGCUGAGCGGCAGCUGGUUCUGUGAACCGGUAGAGAAGAUCCCGGUUUUUCUGGAGCCGUUGCGCGGUCUGAAUCUGAAGCAGCGGUGGAAGCUGCAGUUGCCAGGUCAGCCGUACUAUGUCAAGGAGAUUCGGAAUAUCGAUAGGGACUUGAGGAAGAGAGGGAUUGAGUGUUUGGUUAGGGCUGUUUGA
Molecule: messenger RNA, 852 nt
Organism: Aspergillus tanneri
Lineage: Eukaryota; Fungi; Ascomycota; Eurotiomycetes; Eurotiales; Aspergillaceae
Exons: 3
Coding region: 1-852 (283 amino acids)
Source: RefSeq, a predicted model, not a curated record